UAUUAUUCAGGAAAAAUUGAAAAUGUUUUACAAAAUUGAAUUUUUUGUUAGGUAAAAUUUAGCACUUUCGUCCAGUUAGCACUGGCUCGGCUCGAUCAGUUCAAGUUCACCUCCAGAAGGGUAAGGAAUAAAAUUGUCAUCAGUACAGCAUACAAGUUUUUUUCACCCUACAAUCACGUUUCCCGGCACUUGUAAAAUAUCGUCGCGAGUAUUUUUCUAUUGUGCCCGUCACUAGCCUUCGGCUAGCCGCUAUUGCGGAAUAGAAACCCUUCGACCUGGCAUUACGAGUCCCGUUGGCUCGAACAUUUGGUCCUUCGAGCCGGAUCGAAGGACACCCCGGGCAGAAGAAUUAGUGAGUAGUAAUAUUAACCGAUCAGAUGCGCUGAUCGCUGAUUGCGUAGCACGUGGCAAGAUCUACGCAAUUGCGAUUGUGGUGAACAAAAGGUCCUGUAAAAUUCUGGACGCGCCAGAAUACAAGCUGCUUUGUUGAGUACGGUUAUUGUGUGCCAGAAUAAAACGUGAAGUUAGCGUCAUUCGAGAGCGUGGGUUGUACGACGCCAUCGUAGUUUUGAUCAAUAGAGUGCAAAGGGGCCAAGAUAACUCAGCUUGAGAUCCGAUUGCAUAUUCCCCAGCACAAGUGACUGUAAAUACCUAUCAAAGUGUGUGCGACCGAUUCGCGUCUGAAUUUCGUUAUUUCGCCGGGAAGGAUUUUCGUCCGCGUCGGGAAGGACCUGAUCGAUACCGUCCGCGUCGGGAAGGAUAACUCGAUAACGUCCGCGUCGGGAAGGAGAAUUCGAUAUCGUAAUCCGCGAUCGUGCGAAUAUAAAUCGGUGCACAAUGUCGAAGAAAGUACUCGGAAAAAGAUUGAGUGAGUUGAUGGUGAUCAGAAAGGGUCUGUACGUUGUUCGCGACUCUGUAGAAAAAUUUGUGGCACAUUCUAACUACGAAAGAGAUGCGUGUCAGAUUUUUGUUCGAUUGGAAUCAUUGGAUAGGAUGUAUCGUGAAUUUCUGGAAGUGCAAGGUGAGAUUGAGAGAACCGAUGAUUCAGACAAUCUUGAUGAUCAUCUCACAGAACGGGCUGACCUUGAAAUGCGAUACUGUGAAGCCAAAGGUUUUCUGCUGUCGGUUCGUAUGCCUGAUCCAAAUCAGACGGUUUUGAAUACGUCAAUGAUCGCUCCUGCGCCGCAUCCAUCCAGCAGUUUUCAUUUAAGGCUGCCAAAGAUAGAUCUCCCUAAAUUCAACGGUGACUUUUCUCGAUGGUUGUCGUUCCGCGAUACGUUUAGCUCAAUGGUCCACAGCAAUGACGAUAUCCCUCAAGUGGCCAAGCUCCAGUAUCUCCUCCAGUCUCUCGUAGGUGAAGCAAGAAAACCGUUCGAAAGAUUCGAGAUAUGGCAACCGUCGUUUCCUUAAAAAACAGCUUUUUCGAACCCUUCAUAAUCUACCACCGAUGAAGAAAGAAUCUGCUCAAGAGUUACACGAGCUCGUCGAUGAAUUUCAACGUCAUGUGAGAGCUCUCGCCAAACUGAACGAACCAAUUGAACAUUGGGAUACUCCACUCGUCAAUAUGCUGUCCUAUAAGCUCGAUCCAUCAACGCUCCGCGAAUGGGAGGAAAGGAGCAGUCAAGAUGAGGAAGUGAUCUUCGAUGACCUCGUCGACUUCCUAUAUCAGCGAGUACGAAUCUUGAAAUCCGUUGCGUCAGAUCUAUUACAACGUGCCCAGUCGGCUCAAGCAAAGGUGGUCGGCACCAGCGUCCCUCCGAAGAAGAGUUUUCAUCCACGAAUAGCAGCGAAUGCAGUUGCUUCCGAAGGCAAGUCAUCCGCUCCGUCUUGUCUAGUAUGUUCCGAGAGUCACUAUCUGUUCCAGUGUCCGGCUUUUGCCAAUAUGGCAAUCAACCAACGUCGUGAGUUAAUCUCCCAACGAAAGUUAUGUUGGAAUUGCUUCCGCACUGGUCAUGCGGCUAGAAGUUGCGGAUCAAAGUUCACAUGCCGCAUUUGUCGAGAUCGCCAUCAUACGUUGCUACACGAUUCCAACUCGUCAUCCAAAAGCUCCGUUACUCCAGCAGUGACGUCGACUCCUCCAGCCCAGCAAUCGAAUGCACCCACAUUGCCAAAUGUGGGAAAUGCAGGACCUUCCACUCCCCAAGUGAGUCUGCCGGUCCACUCCUAUUCCAGUACAGUCUUGUUGGAAACGGUUGCACUCCACGUCGUCGACGAUCAAGGGAAAAUCUUCGAAGCCAGAGCGUUAUUGGAUUCCGCCUCGAUGUCAAACUUCAUGUCGAGGAAACUUGCCAAUCUUCUUUCCAAUCGUCAAUCCAAAGUUGAUAUCGAUGUGGCAGGAAUCGGUCAGUCCAUGAAAAAACUGAAGCGGACUGUAACUGCCACCGUAAGGUCUCGAAUUCCGCUGUUUUCUACGAAGCUCGAGUUUUUAGUCAUCGAUAAACCUACCACUGAUCUACCUACAAUGCCAGUGCCUACAUCAUCGUGGAAAUUUCCAGAUAUAAAUCUUGCCGAUCCGCAGUUUCACACUCCCAGCCAAGUGGACGUCGUUAUAGGCGGAGAAACAUACUGGGAGCUCCAUACUGGCAAAAAGAUGUCCCUUGGACCAGGUCAACCACAAGUUAUCGAAACCCUGUUCGGUUGGACUGUAUCUGGUCCAGCCCCGCACAAUUCAUCCAUUGCAUCACCCAGAUGUUUUCUGACUGCCACUGACGACCGUCUCGAGGUCGUCAUUCAACGGUUUUGGGAAAUGGAAACAAUCGUCGAUCAACCUACCCAUUCAACUACAGAAAAACGAUGUGAAGAUUGGUACACAGCAACUACAAUUCGCGAUUCGUCCGGUCGUUACAAAGUUCGCCUGUCCAAGGUGGACGAUCCAGAAAUCGUUUUAGGCGAAUCUAGGGCUAUAGCAACACGAAGAUUACUUAGUCUUGAACGCCGAUUAGAGAGAGACACCAACGUGAAGUCAGCAUACCAUCUUUUCAUGGACGAAUAUGAGCGUCUUGGUCACAUGAAGCGACUGAACGAGCCAAUAGAUGACUGCAAGGAACAUUGCUAUUUGCCACAUCAUCCCGUUUUCAAACUUUCCAGCACUACAACGAAAACGAGGGUGGUGUUCGACGCGUCGUGCAAGACGACAUCGGGAUUCUCUUUGAACGACCGAUUACUAGUCGGCCCAGUUGUCCAGCAUGAUCUGUUGUCCUUGAUUAUGCGGUUUCGGAUUCACGCCAUCGCCUUAAUCGCCGACAUUGAAAAAAUGUACCGGCAAGUGCUGAUCCAUCCCGAAGAUCAGCCACUCCAAAGAAUCCUGUGGCGCACAAAUGCUACUGAUCCCAUCGCCACCUACGAACUACAAACAGUCACCUAUGGGACAGCAUCUGCGCCAUACCUAGCAACAAAAACGCUUCAACAGCUAUCACACGAUGCAGGUUACCAGUUUCCCGUCGCCGCAGAACCCGUUAUGGACGAUUUCUACGUUGAUGAUUUUUUGUCUGGAGCCGCUGAUGUGAAGACAGCACAGUGUAUUCAACGUGAAGUUUCCUCUAUGCUUGACUCAGCCGGUUUUUCUCUGAAGAAAUGGGCUUCUAACUCCGUUGAAGUCCUGGAGGGGGUCCCUGAAGAAGAUCGAGCAAUUCAACCUUUCUUCGAUCUGCAGGACGAGCAGUCUGUCAGCACCCUCGGCUUAAUAUGGGAACCCAAAACCGACACUUUCCGUUUCAAAGUACAAUUACCUCUGCCCGCUGCUGUCCUGACAAAGCGAAACGUGAUGUCAUACAUAGCUCAAAUUUUUGAUCCGCUAGGAUUGGUGGGUCCCACCGUCAUGAAAGCCAAGCUUUUUAUGCAGUGUUUGUGGGCAUUGAAAUCGGCCAAUAAUAAACGUUACGAAUGGGAUCAACCACUGCCACAAAAACUCCAGAACGAAUGGAAACAGUUUCAUACCACCAUCGAUCUACUCCGUCAGCUUAAAAUACCACGCUUCGUUUCCCUAAUCAAUGCAGUUAGCAUCGAGUUCCAUUUUUUGCGGAUGCGUCAGAAAAAGCAUACGGGACAUGCUGCUACAUCCGUGCCAAAUCGUUGCAACAAGUCUCCGUCCAGCUCCUUGCCUCGAAAUGCAAAGUUUCGCCACUCUCCGUACGGCAUUCGAUUGCUAGGCUGGAACUUUGUGCUGCCCGAUUAUCCAUCCAACUCUACAAGAAAGUUGUUGCCGCUUUGAAGGU
Molecule: messenger RNA, 4214 nt
Organism: Topomyia yanbarensis
Lineage: Eukaryota; Metazoa; Arthropoda; Insecta; Diptera; Culicidae
Exons: 2
Coding region: 1448-4210 (920 amino acids)
Molecular function (GO): nucleic acid binding; zinc ion binding
Source: RefSeq, a predicted model, not a curated record